AUGGGUCGUUUCACAGCGGUCGCACUUCUCCUUGCUCAGCUGAUUGCCAUCUCACUUGCGUGUAUCAGCUCUAGUUCUGGUCGCCCCGGUGGCGUAGAUUUAUCCGACAACACGGAGUUCUACCCAGAAUACGACAAGUCACGCGGCUUCAUUGGUCUCGGGCUUGAACACCGCCCUAGCCAUGACGUGGAUAUUAACGUGAGACCCAGAGUCGAUAUCAGCGAUGUUCUGGACGGAAGAUUUCGACCACACGGCGAUGUUGAACUGCAGUACCGGCCGAAUGAAAACACCAAGGUGGACGUUAAGGUCGGCUUGGAUCCAAAUGGUGAGCCACGCGUGAACGCUGGAUUCACUGUCCGCUUCAGGCGCAGCAUCGAAAAUGAUACCUUGGUCAAUAUCGACAUCAGCGGGAAACUCUUCGAAGUACUCGACCUCAACGGUGACGACCAGCUUGAUGUUAAAGAAUGGUUCGAUGACGGAGGUAAAGUCAGACCAUUUGCUGACAUGAUCGGUGAUCACGACAAUAACUCUGAUGAGAUGAUCUCGCUUGAAGAGUUCCUCGCCAUUCCUGUCGAUCCUGCUCUCAUCGUGGCCAUCGACCAGAUUAUGAGGGGCGACCACGACUAAAACCAUUGACGUCAUAAUGGACGAUGCCGACCCCUUCCCUCGGUUGGAAACGCUCUAGAUCAUCCUUAUUACAGGGGCGGGAAUUUCCUAUCUAUGCUUAUUCAGUUUGUGCGUUGUCGUGCGUAGAAGGACAAGGGUGGGGCUUAUGGGGUGGGCCGUAGAAAUAGUACCAUGGCUAUGGAUGGCAAGAAAUAAAGUAAGAGGUAAUUGAAAUGUGGGUUGCCGAAUCAAUGAAGAGAACAAUAACUUCUCCUUGAUGUCGUAAAUGUAUGACUUGUGUAGAAAUUAGGUAAUUAUUUUUUAGUAAUACCAUUUUAAUUACUAUUUUUUCGUUUUAGAAGGGAAGGGGAUAUGCGGGUUUAAGCCUUAAUUGCGGCCAUGCACUUCCAUGCUCUAUACUCGCUUUUUUAAAAUUUAUAAUAAUGCGAUAUUAAAUUUUACGUUUGGACAUUUAUAACUGUGGAUUUAAGAAAUAUUUCAUGUUGACAUUAAACCUAAUCGACUUUGAAUUUGGUUUGUAUUGCAACUAAUGUAAUUUCAUGCAAAGAUUUGCAGUUUAUAUCAAGUCGUGAUUGAAAUUAAUAAACUUUGGCAUAUCAUUUA
Strongylocentrotus purpuratus (purple sea urchin) is the source of this 1230-nucleotide messenger RNA. RefSeq lists its product as uncharacterized. The record is from RefSeq and is a predicted model, not a curated record. NCBI's taxonomy places the organism in Eukaryota, Metazoa, Echinodermata, Echinoidea, Camarodonta, Strongylocentrotidae. Bases 1 to 627 code for a protein of 208 amino acids. The transcript has 5 exons.